Molecule: messenger RNA, 2697 nt
Organism: Tinamus guttatus (white-throated tinamou)
Lineage: Eukaryota; Metazoa; Chordata; Aves; Tinamiformes; Tinamidae
Source: RefSeq, a predicted model, not a curated record
AUGUCCACGGCGGGGGAGCUGCGGGACCUGGACGAGCAGCGGCUUUGGGAGCUGCUCGAGCAGCAUCGCUACCGCAUCGUGCGCAGCACCGUCCCCAGCCGCCUCACCCCCUACCUGCGCCAGGCCAAGGUGCUGGACCAGCUGGACGAGGAGGAGGUUCUGCACAAUCCCCAGUUCACCAACAGCGCCAUGAGAGUGGGUCACAUGCUGGAUCUCCUGAAGAGCCGUGGGAAGAACGGGGCUCUAGCUUUCCUGGAGAGCCUGAAAUUUCACAACCCAGACACCUACACGCUGAUCACGGGCCUCGAGGCCUCCACUGACCUCCACCGCUUUAGUGGCCUCAUUGAGAGCUCCAAGCUGACCGAGUGCCUGGCCAAGGCCGUGACCAGCCUGCAGGAGGAGCUGGCGCAGGAGCACAGGCAGCGCGUGGCCCUGGCACAGCACUGCAGCCGGCUCAAGGAAAGCGUGAGCCGGCUGCAAGCCCAGAACCGGAGCUUGACAGACGUCCAGGCCGACUACGACCGCGUGAAGAGGGAGGAGAGCAACCACUUCCACGAGGGGCUGAAGCUGAAGGACGAGCUGUACAACCUCUCCAUGCACUACACCAACGCCCUGAAGGAGAAGGACUUGGCCAUCACGCGGUGCCAAGCGCUGCAGGAGGAGCUCUACCUGGUGAAGCAGGAGCUGCAGCGAGCCAAGGCGGAUGCGGGCUGCGAGGAGGGGAGCGCCCGGAGAGGCCCCGGCGACGCGUGCGCGGACGGGCUGCUGACACUGCAGGAGGAGGACGAGGAGCUGCCAUCGCUGAGGGAGCUGGGGACCUUCAGCCUGGUGGAGAAGGACAUCCUGGAGCAGCACCUGGACGAGGCUCCGGAGGGCCGGCAGCAGCUCCUGGAGCGCAUCCAGCCCCUGCGGGAGAGGGCGGCUGCGGCCGAGCAGCGGCACAAGCAGAGCGGUGACAAGAAGGAGCACGCGCUCAUGGAGAGCCACGAGGCCAGGGUGGACUCCGAGGUCUAUAGGGAGAAGAUCUGCUCCUUCCAGGCGCAGGUGGCCGAGCUGCAGAAGGAGCGAGACCAGGCGUUCAGUGCCCGGGAUGCUGCGCAGCUCGAGAGCUCCCAGAACCUGCUGGAAAAGGACUCGCUGCGCAGGAAGGUGUUUGAGCUGACGGAGGAGAUCUGCGAGCUGAGGAAGCAGGUGAGAGGGGACGCGGGGGCUCCCGCGGAGGCCGAUCCUCAGGGCCGGAGGAGGAAGCAGCGGCUCGUGCGCAUGCAUGCCCUGUGCCCCAGCGACGAGAGCCCGGGCAGCACCACCGAGCUUUGGUGCAAUCCAAGCACGAAGGGGAGCCGCGACUCGGUGGAGAGCUGCCAGUCGUGCAGCCCCAUCUCGCCCAGCAAGAGCCCCCUGCAGAAGGGAGCGCUGGGGGGCUACCCGGAGAGCCCCCGCUCCGGGAGCAGCUCCCAGGGCUUCCCGGAGGUGGACGGGGGUCUGGAAGAAGCCCCACUGGAGUCUGCUGUACGUGACAAGGACGGUGGGUAUCUCCAGGCCCUGCUGGCAGGGCCUGUCCCUCGCCUCAUCUUCAGUUUGUCCCAGUCUGUCCCUGCAGCAGAGCCACCCGCUGUGAUGGCCCCAUGCAAUCGGGACCUGCCACCAGCCCUUGCCACCUCCCUCCUUGCGCUGGGGACGGUCACUUGGACUGGGAAUGGCGGGAGGAGGCUGCCCGGGACUCCCGGAGCCUCCUGCCCUGUGACGCUGCUGGCAAAGGUCUCCUUUCCCUCCAGGCUGCCCGCGGCUGGGCUCGGAGCCUUCGGCCUCGGACAGGUGGGUCUUGUUCUGCCCCCCGGAGCCCUGCGGGUGCCCGGGGCUCCUGGUGCUGCCCGCGGCAGAGCCGGAGCCGGAGCGGGCUCUGCAGGUCGGUGCUGCUCCCGCACCAGGGCUGCUGCCCCCGGGCUGCCCAUGCGGCGCCGGCCAGCCCUGCGCAUCCUCGGCCGCGUCACCACCAUCGCCUUCGACGGCACGGCCCUGCUGGAGCAGAUCGGCGUCAUCGGGGGCAACCAGACCGGCAUCUACAUCCACACGGUCACCCCCGGCUCCGCUGCUGACGAGAUGUCCUUGUCCCCGGGGAACCAGAUCAUGGUGGUGGACUACGAUGGCCUGGAUUUCAAAGCUGUCCUGGAGUAUAUGACGCUGGAGGAGGCCCUGUGGGUCCUGAAGAGGGUGAACAGCUUCUGCUGUCUCUCCGUGAGGCCCAACAUGGAGGGGUACAACAAGCUGCUGAGUGACCUGCAGGAUAAGGCAGUGACCUCUGGAGACUCCUUCUACAUCCGAGCCAACCUGGCCAUAGAGGGGCAGGGCCGGGGGCAGCUACCCGUGCUCUGCAACGACAUCUUGCAUGUCACGGACACUGUGUUCGAGGGCAGGAGCCAGUGGCACGCCUGCCGCGUGGACCCCUACAGCAUGAAGGACACGGACGGUGGCAUCAUCCCCAACUACUACCAGGCCCAGCAGCUGCUUAUUUCCCGGCUCGAAGACAUGGCCCAGGUGAGCAGGAUGGCCAGCAAGAACGUGCACGGGUUGCUGGACAUGGGCCUGGAGUGUGUGCAGAGCCUGCACUCCAUGGACACCUUCCCCAUCCUGCUGCUGCUCUGCGUCACCGAGAGGAGCGCCAGGAAGCUCCGCUGCGCCAUUGGCAGCACGGGAUAA